Messenger RNA from Oncorhynchus nerka (sockeye salmon), 6543 nucleotides. It is a transcript of the gene dachd, whose product is annotated as dachshund d. Gene Ontology annotation, cellular component: nucleus; transcription regulator complex. The transcript is spliced from 11 exons. The coding region runs from base 249 to 2123 and encodes 624 amino acids. Gene Ontology annotation, molecular function: RNA polymerase II cis-regulatory region sequence-specific DNA binding; DNA-binding transcription factor activity, RNA polymerase II-specific. Gene Ontology annotation, biological process: regulation of transcription by RNA polymerase II. NCBI's taxonomy places the organism in Eukaryota, Metazoa, Chordata, Actinopteri, Salmoniformes, Salmonidae. The record is from RefSeq and is a predicted model, not a curated record.
CUUAGCGGUCUAGUGGAGCCGCACUUUUCAGCUCAUUCUCCUCCUAUCUGUGAUCAUUGUCUCUCCGUGCUCAGCCCAAACCCUCACUCACCGCGUCUUUUCAGCAAAUCAUUCUACUCCCCAACUCAUCAGAGGAGCUAAACUCCCGUGGAUUAUUUCAUUUGGAAAUUCUCGACAGCUGCACUUUUUUUUCUGCAGGACUGACUGGGUUUUCUACUUUGAACUUACUCUUCUUCCCCUAGGUGACCAUGGCCGUACCGGCUGCUCUGAUCCCGCCAACCCCUCUGGUCCAGCCGCAUUCGAUCUCUACUCCUUCUGCGACCACCUCCCCGCCGUCGACAACUUCUCCCCGGUCUCCCUCAAUGGCCCCCUCCGGACAGAACCUGUUCCGCUCGGAGCUCCUAGGCACAAGUAGCCCCGGCAUCCUGACCCCGACUGGGGCUCUGCCCAGCAAGCCAGUAUACUUGACUCCGUCGCCUGUUGAGAACACCCCGCAGAACAACGAGUGUAAAAUGGUGGAGUUGCGGGGGGCGAAGGUGGCGUCUUUCACCGUGGACGGGUGCGAACUCAUAUGCCUGCCCCAGGCUUUCGAUCUGUUUCUGAAGCACCUGGUCGGAGGACUGCACACCGUGUACACCAAGCUGAAGAGACUGGAGAUCACGCCCGUGGUCUGCAAUGUGGAGCAGGUCCGCAUCCUGCGAGGUCUCGGGGCCAUCCAGCCAGGAGUCAACCGCUGCAAACUCAUCUCCAGGAAAGACUUCGAGACUCUGUACAACGACUGCACCAAUGCCAGCUCCAGACCAGGCAGACCUCCUAAGAGGAGCCAGAGUGUGACAUCACCAGAGAACCCACACAUCAUGCCACACUCUGUCCCCGGCCUCAUGUCCCCUGGAACAUUCCCAUCCUCAGGGCUGACAGCAGCGGCGGCGGCAGCUGCCAACGCGGCCAUCGCCGAGGCCAUGAAGGUGAAGAAGAUCAAGCUGGAGGUGAUGAGCAGCUACCACAGCAACGCCAACCAGCAUGGGGCCGAUGGCGAGAACGGAGAUCUCAGCUCCAGCGUGGGUUUGGAACUGCCCUUCAUGAUGAUGCCCCACCCCCUGAUCCCUGUUAGCUUGCCCCCUGCUUCUGUUUCCAUGGCAAUGAGCCAGAUGAACCACCUCAGCACCAUCGCCAACAUGGCCGCCGCCGCACAGCAGCAGAGCCUGCCCUGCAGAAUGGUCACCUCAGUCAUCAAAGAGCGUGUCCCAGACAGUCCCUCCCCCGCCCCUUCCUUAGAGGACGGCAGGAGGCCCGGCAGCCACCCAUCGUCCCACCGCAGCAGCAGUGUCUCCAGCUCACCGGCCCGCACAGAGAGCUCCUCAGACCGGAUACGUACGUCCCCCUAUUCCCUCCCUAUGCAACGAGUCAGACUGGCUAACUGCGUGUUCAGUUCCGCAACCAUACAUCAGAAUGGUCUUUCUAUGAACCAAAUGAACCAAGCUCUGCUGGGCCUCUCCCCCAGCAUUCUACCUGGGCCUAAAGAAGGAGACCUGGCCCACGACAUGAGCCAUGAAGCAAAGAGGAUGCACAUUCACAAAGAUGACAAUCCAAUGUGCACCCCAACGGCGAGAGACAGCUACGAGAGGCUGUCACUGGCUGGACAAGGUCUACCACCUGGCUUCCCUUCACCAUUCCUGUUCCCAGACGGCCUGUCAUCUAUUGAGAAUCUCCUCACUAACAUACAGGGCCUGCUGAAGGUGGCAAUUGACAACGCGCGGACCCAGGAGAAGCAGGUGCAGCUGGAGAAGACGGAGCUGAAGAUGGAGCUGUUCAGGGAAAGAGAGCUCAGGGAGACCCUGGAGAAACAGCUCGCUAUCGAACAGAAGAACAGAGCAAUAAUCCAGAAGCGUUUGAAGAAGGAGAAGAAGGCUAAGAGGAAACUGCAGGAGGCUCUGGAGUAUGAGUCCAAGAGGAGGGAGCAAGCCGAACACUGCAUCAAACAGCCGUCACCCUCAGAGAGCCUGCGCUCAGUCAAUGACUCACUGACCCCAGAGAUGGAGAGUGACCGCAGCACUGGAAGAACAGAUGCUGAGAGGGCAAUACAAGAUGGAAGACUGUUCUUGAAAACCACAGUGAUGUACUGAUAAGAAGAUGAUGAGCUAAAGAAGAGAAACAAUCUGACGGAGAUUGUCAAGAGCCCAGGUGGAUUUCGUAGCAGAAACAGGUCACACUGCUGUUCAAUGGAAGUGUGUUUGGCCAAACACCGGAAAAGGGUUGUGUCUGAAUGUAGAAACUCUUUUUCUCACAGAUAACAACAUUACAUAGUCGCUAAAGCAGGUUUUGAUUAAUUGAGGUUGGUUGUUUAAAAAAAAACAAUAAUUGCACAGUAAAAAUGUACCAAGGGGUACACUGUUGGUAAUAUCGCAAAGAAAUUCACAGCACUGAAGAUUUUUUAUACUGUAUUUCAACCAGCGACAAAGCUUUGAACAUGAUCAGAGGUUGUGUUUUGUAUUUCAAGUGUAAUUCCGAGAUGUAAACAAAAUAUAUAUAACGCUUGGAAAGAACCUCUGUGAUUUUUUUUUAUUUUAUCCGUAUGUUGAUCAAAAGAGACGACUGAGAUUUGAUUUGAAUGUUUUCUAAAUUAGAAGAAAAUACAAUCAAGUUUCCUUUUUACCAUUGUUGUUAUACCAGAACUGAUGAUAAUGACACACUAACUCACUCUAUCAAAAGCUGAGUUGAUUAAUAUGGUAUGUGUAUAUAAAGUUAAGAGGUGGUAUUGUGUAUGCAGUAGAUCUAUUAGGAAGACAAUACCGACAUUCAUAUGAAUUUAUAGUUUGUUUUUGUUUCAUUUCUGAACCAUCAUUCUUUCAAAUAGCUGCCAUUUUGGUGAAAAAGCAUGCAGGCAUGUAAAUGUUUGUCCUGGAAUUAUGAUAUUUAAUAAAUCCUAUAUUGUGCUGAACAAAUACGUAGGGUUGAUUCACUUAAGCCCAACUGAUUUUGAAAAUGUACUCGAACAUUUUGCUUUUAAAUAAAUAACUUUGGCUGUCAAUGGUAACCCUUUGCAACAGUUAGUAUCACUUUUUAUUGAAACACUUGGGGCCACUUUCCCAGACACAUAACCAUAAUCCAUUUAAAAUGAAAAUCAUUUUUAGUCCAGGAUAAGGUUUCAUCUUUUGUUCCUAAUGUGUGGCUGUUCAUUUGUUACAUGGACUGGUGAUAAUCGCAUAUUAACAUUAGUUAAUGAAUCUCCUCAUUUAAGCCAAUUUAUUCAGAAGUCAAAUUAACAGUUUAAUUCCAAAACACUAUAUGCAGUGACUUCUGAAAUUAUUCAGAACCCUUGACUUUUUCCAAGUAUUUUUAGGUUACAGCUUUAUUCUAAAAUAGAUUUUUUUAAAAUUCCCCCUCAUCAAUCUACACACAAUAACCCAUAAUGACAAAGCAACAAUUUUUUUUUUAAUGUUUGCUAAUUUAGUUAUUUUUAAAAACACUGAAAUAUCACAUUUGCAUAAGUAUUCAGACCCUUUACUCAGUACUUUGUUGAAUCACCUUUGGCAGUGAUUAAAGCCUUGAGUCUUCUUGGGUAUGACUCCACAAGCUUGGCACACCUGUAUUUGGGGAAUGUUCCUCCCAUUCUUCUCUGCAGAUCCUCUCAAGCUCUGUCAGGUUGGAUGGGGAGCGUUGGUGUACAACUAUUUUCAGGUCUCUCCAGAGAUGUUCGGUCGGGUUCAUGUCCGGGCCACUCAAGGCCAUUCACAGACUUGUCUCAAAGCCACUCCUGCGUUGUCUUGGCUGUGUGCUUCGGGUCGUUGUCCUGUUGGAAGGUGAACCUUCACCCCAGUCUGAGGUCCUGAGCGCUCUGGAGCAGGUUUUCAUCAAGGAUCUCUCUGUACUUCAUCUUUGCCUCGAUCCUGACUAGUCUCCCAGUCCCUGCCUCUGAAAAACAUCCCCACAGCAUGAUGCUGCCACCACCAUGCUUCACCGUAGGAAUGGUGCCAGGUUUUCUCCAGAAGUGACGCUUGGAAUUCAGGCCAAAGAGUUCAAUCUUGGUUUCAUUAGACCAGAGAAUGUUGUUUCUCAUGGUCUGAGAGUCUUUAGGUGUCUUUUGGCAAACUCCAAGUGGGCUUUCAUGUGCCUAUUACUGAGGAGUGGCUUCCGUUUUGGUCACUCUACCAUAAAGGCAUGAUUAGUGGAGUGCUGCAGAGAUGGUUGUCCUUCUGGAAGGUUCUCCUAUCUCCACAGAGUAACUCUAGAGCUCUGUCAGAGUUAUCAUUGGGUUCUUGUUCACCUCCCUGACCCAGACCCUUCUCCCCCGAUUGCUCAGUUUGGCCAGGCGGCCAGCUCCAAGAAGAGUCUUGGUGGUUCCAAACAUCUUUCAUUUAAGAAUGAUGGAGGCCACCGUGUUCUUGGGGACCUUCAAUGCUGCAGAAAUGUUUUGGUACCCUUCCCCAGAUCUGUGCCUCAACACAAUCCUGUCUCGGAGCUCUACGGACAAUUCCUUCGACCUCGUGGCUUGGUUUCUGCUCUGACAUGCACUGUUAACUGUGGGACCUUAUAUAGACAGUUGUGUGCCUGUCCAAAUCAUGUCCAAUCAUGAUUUGGAAAGGCACUACAACUGGAGUCCAAUCAAGUUGUAGAAAGAUCUCAAGGAUCAUCAAUGGAAACAGGAUGCACCUGAACUCAAUUUUGAGUCUCAUAACAAAGGGUCUGAAUACUUAUGUAAAUAAGAUAUUUCUGCUAUAUAUUUUUUAUUAAUUUGCACACAUUUCUAAAAACCUGUUUUCACUAUGUCAUAAUCGGGUAUUGUAUGUAGAUUGCUAAGGAUUUUUAUUUAUUUAAUCAAUUGUAGAGUAAGGCUGUAACGUAUCAAAAUGUGGAAAAUGUCAAGGGGUCUGAAUAUUUUCAGAAGGCACUGUAUAUAUAAUUUUUCAGAAAUGUUUGUAAAUGAACUUUUAUUGUUUAAAGAAAUUAUGAAAGAGAUUGGUGUGUUUAUUCACCAUCUAAUCAUGGCAUGGGGUUGUUCAAUGACAGACAUGUAUUUGUUUAACAUCUAUCACGUGAUGGUUUCAUUUCAGAGGGACAAAUAAUCAUGUUAUUUUUGCCAAAAUGCUAUAUAUCCGCCUCACUCUCAGAGAAAGAAGUAGUACUGAUAGGUUUUACACAGUUAAAUGUAAGAAAUAACUACUUUUUUUGGUAAAGAAUUGUAUGAAUGAUACAUUUGUCAGAUCAAUCUGUAUGUAUUACAUUUAACAUUUUUGUCAUUUAGCAGAGUCUCUAAUCCAGAGCGAUUUAUCCGUACAUUUUAAGAUAGCUCGGUGUGACAACCACAUAUCACAGUCAAAUAUGCAGGAUAUGAACAUUCCAUUCCAGCUAAACAGUGGAUAUACAGCGUUUUGAACACAAAAAAAGAUUCAUACACAUCUACAAUCUAUGGAUAAAAAAUCUGAGAACAGUAAUAUUUUACACACACAUAAAGGUACCCAUAAGCAAUCAUUUCUGAUGAAAAAACACAAAUGUGGAUAUAGCGUUUAUAUAUAGAUAUAGCGUUUGAGAAAUAUACAGACAAUGCAGCAACGAGAAAGAAUGACUAGGAAACAACUAGCCAACCUUCUCAGUUGUACAAUAUUUGUUUAAAAACUCAAGCAAAGUGCAUUGCAUAACAUCAGUGGCUGAUGGAUAUAGGAUUAAAUAGUAUAUUAGCUUGUCUUAAAGUUCCCUUGCAAAUCAACAAUGUAUGUUAAUGCCAUCCUGAUGCAGCAAAAAUAAGGCAUUUUUACUUUAUGGAAAGAUGUGCUUCAUUUGUAUUCAAAAGGAAGGUUGAAUAGUUUCCCACACCGGCUGAGUGAACUCCUAUACAGUAUGUAUGAGUUCAUUCCUGAGACAGGGACUGAUGUCUGUCAUAUACUGUAAAAGAAACAGGCUAUGUGUUUGAAAAAAUGUAAGGAAAAGAGUGUCCCAUGUUCACACUUUGGCCUAGAUUCAAUCAGAUCAAGUGUUAUCGGACGAUAGCCAACACCCGCAUAGCUGAUGUUUUGGCAGUGUCGGAGGUGUGACUGGGUUGGAGCUGUCAAAUCGGUGAGAAGCUGCUCUUGAUCAUUGUCAUGAAGCCACACCCUUUCCACUCGUGUUAGAAGUUCAGAACGAGAAAGUGUAGGCUAUAUAUAAAUAAUGACACUAAUGUAAAAUCAUUAAAUUAAAUAAUGAGGAUUUCUGUCAGCCAAUCGAGAUGUCGAUUGCAUCACAUUCCAGUGUUUGAACUUGUAAACAAGGCUGCAUGGGAUUUCUCUUAACGCAACUCUGUGCAGCCAAUGGCAAUGUCCGAUUCAGGUAUAAUGCCAGGAGCCUCUUGUGGAUUUGACAGCUCUAACGCAGUUCCAACACUGACAAAACAACUGCUAUGCGGAUGUCAGCUGACUUGGAUCUGACUGAAUAGAGCCCUUUGUUGUUUUAUUUUGAAAGUUUGUUGCGAUGGAGUUUGUAGGUUUGUUGUUGACUUGUCGUGAAUAACUUACAUAGCACCCCUUCAUUGUACUUCAACUUUAAAUAAACUUCAAAUGUUGAUGAUAA